Sphaerulina musiva SO2202 is the source of this 2208-nucleotide messenger RNA. RefSeq names its product dihydroxyacetone kinase. The record is from RefSeq and is a predicted model, not a curated record. Gene Ontology annotation, biological process: glycerol catabolic process. The coding region runs from base 208 to 1992 and encodes 594 amino acids. Gene Ontology annotation, molecular function: ATP binding; glycerone kinase activity. Gene Ontology annotation, cellular component: cytosol. The transcript is spliced from 5 exons. NCBI's taxonomy places the organism in Eukaryota, Fungi, Ascomycota, Dothideomycetes, Mycosphaerellales, Mycosphaerellaceae.
GUCAUCGGCAUGCUCUGUUCACGCGUGAACUCUGGGAUCGCCCGUCGUGACGAGCUCGAGGCGGGGUCUUGUCUGCCAGACUGCCUGGCCAGCUUCUAGGUAAUCAUCGUAAAGUCUUGCUAUCUGUUGUUGUGCGCUGUCUUGGUCGAAAAACAUACUCUACCUCAUACUUGGAUCACAUUGGAUACAUUAGUUUAGUGGGCAACCAUGAGCACCAAAAAGCACUUCUUCUCCCAUACCACCGGUGUUGUCGUUCAGGGCUUAGACUCGCUGGUUGCCCGUAACAAUCACCUCGCUUUGGAUGCGCCCAACAAGGUCGUCUACUCGCAGACGCAUCCGCCGACUCAGGUCAGCGUCAUUUCUGGAGGAGGCAGUGGGCACGAGCCCGCAUGGAGUGGCUAUGUAGGAGACGGGAUGCUCGCGGCUGCAGUCAAUGGCGAGGUAUUUGCCAGCCCUUCAACGAAGCAAAUUAUGGCCGCCAUCUCGCAUGUGCCAUCCGACGCGGGCAUCAUUCUGUGCAUUACCAACUACACAGGUGACAAUCUACACUUUGGCCUAGCAAGAGAGAAAGCCGUUGGUAUGGGCUAUAAGAUUGGUGUGCUCCGCAUGACUGACGACGUUGCUCUGGGCAGAAAGCAGACGGAGAACCUAGGUCGGCGGGGGCUGGCGGCGAACAUGUUUGUGCUAAAGCUCUGUGGAAGUGCUUCCAAGGCUGGGUACAGCUUCGAGAAGAUCAUGGACCUAGGCUAUGCCGUGAAUGCUAAUGCUGUCACGGUUGGCUCAUCGCUAGAUCAUUGCCACAUCCCGGGGCGCGAGCAUCAUCGAGAGAUACCCGACGAUGUGGUUGUUCUUGGAAUGGGAAUCCACAACGAGCCAGGUUUGCACGAGAUAUCACCUAUACCAGAACCAGAGGAACUGGUAUCGGACAUGCUGAAGUACUGCCUCGAUUCGUCCGAUAAGGAUAGAGCCUUUGUGGACUUCAAGCCUGAAGAUGUCGUUCUACUGCUAAUCAACAACUUUGGAGGGAUGUCCAAUUUUGAGCUCGAAGCCUUGACUACAGUAACACGCAAAGUCCUCAAAGAGAAGUGGAGUAUCGCUCCUGUCCGAAUAUACGUCCAGCCUUUCGAGACUUCGCUAAACGCCCCCGGCUGGUCCAUUAGCCUACUCAAUGUUUCCGGAAUCGAGAGGAAUACCAAUACAUCCAUUCAGACUCUUCUUCAUCUCCUGGACAUGGAAACACACGCACCAGCUUGGCCCAAAAAUGGCUAUCGCGAUGUCGUGAAGGUGAAGGAGAAGGCCAAGGUCGCUGAGGCGGCUACAGAAGAACAACAGAUGGCCAAAGGGCCUCGUGUCGAUCCUAUCAUUCUGGAACGUGCUUUACGGGCCGCGUGCGAUGCUGCUAUUAGUGCCGAGCCCGAUAUCACCAGGUGGGAUAUCGAGAUGGGUGACGGAGACUGUGGUGAAGCCGUGGUAGGCAUGUGUCAAGGGGUUCUGCAGAGGCUCGACGCCGGACUGGCGAAAGAGGGCAGUGUCUUCUACAUCCUGGAUCAAGUCGGCGAGGCAGUGGAGGAAAUCGGCGGUACUCUGGGCGCCAUAAUCAGCAUCAUGCUGGCUUCUUUUACGAGCAGUCUGCGUCAGGCAUACGCAAAGGACCAAGGCGGAUUCACCAUGGACGCAACAAGUGCCAGCCAAGCUGCAGGUGUUGCUCUGAAGAAUCUCCAGUCGUACACGAGCGCCAGGCAAGGAGGCAGAACAGUCAUGGAUACCCUGAUUCCCUUCUGCGAGUCCUUUGAACAGGACGCUGAUAUUCAGAAAGCUGUCGAGGCGGCUGAAGCGGGUGCGGACAGCACAGCUGGGAUGAAAGCCAAAUAUGGCCGCGCAACGUACGUUGGUGAAUCAGCGGAUCAUCAUCAACAAGCAACACCGCCGGAUCCGGGGGCAAAAGCGGCGUCGAUUUUCCUUCGUGGAAUGCUGAAUGGGCUACUGCAAUAGUGUGUUUGCAGGAAAUACGGUAAGAUGGCUCGUCAGAACAAGCGAAGCUGCUGGUCUGUUCUGUUGAAAAUAAUAUCGACGGCGUGAGAAUGGAGGAAUUGGUAUAUACCUCGCCAAGGAGAGAGCAUGCUCUUCCCGGGAAUAAUAGAGAAUAGGUCCAGCGAACUCGGCUCAAUUAUCUCCGGGAUCGCAACCCCGCCAACAGCACCAGAUGAC